AUGAAUAAUCUUUCAGAGGCCUUCAAUGCCACCAUCCUCUUGGCUAGGGACAAACCAAUCCUCACCAUGAUGGAUUGGAUCAGGAGUUAUUUGAUGGGUAGAUUUGCUGCACUAAAUGAGAAGUUUCAGAAGUAUCAAGGUGAUGUGAUGCCCAAGCCACUAAAGAGAUUGACUUGGGAGACUAAAGCUAGCCAACACUGGUUUCCACAAGCAUGUGGGCACCUAAAAUUUGAGGUUAAGUCUGUUCUUGACCCUGAUACAAGGUUCAUAGUUGAUAUCGGGCAGCAUUCCUGCACAUGUAACUGGUGGGAUUUGGUGGGCAUCCCUUGUAGACAUGCAGUGGCAGCUAUCUCACACAAUAUGCAGCAGCCAGUAAACUUUGUCCAUUCUUACUACAGAAGGGAUGCAUACAAAGCAACCUAUGACCAUGCCAUCAGCCCAAUCAAUGGCAAAAGAAUGUGGCCCUACACUCCAGAUGCUCCAAUUCUGCCUCCAGUAUACAAGAGGAAGGCUGGAAGGCCCAAAAAGCUGAGGAGGAGGGAACCACAUGAGGAUGAUCCUGAGGAGGGAGCCAAGCCUGUGCCUGUACAUAGAUGUGGAAGGUGUGGUGGCACAGGCCAUAAUGUUAGAACUUGCCCAAACCCAGUCAGCACUCAGCCCACAACAAUUCCAAUUCCUCCAGUAAGCACUAAGCACACAGGCUAA
Messenger RNA from Lotus japonicus, 705 nucleotides. RefSeq lists its product as uncharacterized. NCBI's taxonomy places the organism in Eukaryota, Viridiplantae, Streptophyta, Magnoliopsida, Fabales, Fabaceae. Bases 1 to 705 code for a protein of 234 amino acids. The record is from RefSeq and is a predicted model, not a curated record. The transcript has a single exon. Gene Ontology annotation, molecular function: zinc ion binding; nucleic acid binding.